AUGAAUUGUCCUUGCAUGAUCGAUCGUAAGUGUUCCAAGAAGUUUCCUAAAAAAUUUGUUAACGAAACAUGUUUGGAUAAAAAAGGAUUUCCAGUUUAUGGUAAAAGGGAUUCUGGCGUAUCUGUUGUUAAAUCACGCGUGAACGUAGACAAUAGAUAUGUUGUUCCAUAUAGUAAAAAGCUGUUAAAAAGAUACCAGGCGCAUAUUAAUGUUGAAUGGUGCAAUCAAGUUGGUUCUAUCAAAUAUUUGUUCAAGUACAUUAACAAAGGCCCAGAUAGAACUACUCUUAGAAUUGUUGAAAGUGGAAAUCAUGAUGAGCACGAACCUGUAGUCGAUGAGGUAGAAAAGUAUUACGAUUGCCGGUAUAUUUCUGCAUGCGUAUCUGCUUGGAGGAUGUUUUCCUAUGAUAUUCAUUAUCGAUAUCCUACAGUUAUUCGAUUGCCGUUUCAUUUACCUGGUCAGCAAAACGUAGUAUAUGGUGCAGACGAUGACAUUGACGAGGUUCUUAACAAACCAUCUGUUGCUUCUACUAUGUUCUUAUCUUGGAUGAAGUGUAACGAAAGAUUACCAAUGGCACAUAAGUUUACUUACGUUGAGUUUCCUUCAAAGUUUGUUUUUAAAUUAAAUACUCGCAGUUGGGAUGUAAGGAAACGACAUCCUUCAAUCGGUAGGAUUCAUUUGGUGUUUCCUUCAGCUGGUGAAGCAUACUACCUAAGAAUAUUAUUGAACAAAGUAAAGGGACCAAAAUGUUUUGAAGAUAUUCGUACUGUAAAUGGUACUUUGUAUCCAACUUUCAGGGACGCAUGUUAUGCGCUAGGGCUUUUGGAUGAUGACAACGAGUACGUUGAAGCUAUUAAAGAAGCUAAUGUGUAUGGAAGCGCUACUUAUCUACAUUUACAUUACUCUGAUGAGGAAAUAAAGAAUUUGGCAUUGCUAGAGAUUGAGAAAUUCUUACUUCGUAAUAACUCAUCGCUGAGGAACUAUUCAAAUAUGCCUUACCUUGAUGAUGAGUCUAUUUCUUCCUUUAACAAUCGAUUGAUCAACGAGGAGUUAUAUUAUGAUCAAAAUACUAUGGAAGAUGAGUUGAAUAGUAUGUUAUUACUUUUAACAGAUGAGCAACGUAAUGUUUUUGAUCAGAUUUUUGAAUAUGUUAGAACGAACAAAGGCGGUGUAUUUUUUCUUUACGGAUAUGGUGGCACCGCUUCUUUGCUACUUUCUGGAGGUCGAACAGCCCAUUCUCAGUUUUCCAUUCCUCUGAAUCUAAAUGAGGAUUCUCUUUGCCGCAUGAAGCCUGGAUCUGAACUUGCGUAUCUUUUAAAAAAAACACAACUUAUUAUAUGGGAUGAGGCUCCAAUGAUUCAUAAACAUGCCUUUGAAGCAUUGGAUAGAACCUUAAAAGAUAUAUUGAUGCCUGAUUGUUCAAAUAGCGAAGCUUUACCAUUUGGAGGAAAGGUAAUUGUAUUUGGUGGUGACUUUAGACAGAUUCUUCCUGUUGUUCCAAAUGGCUCUAGACAAGAUAUCGUGAAUGCUUCAUUGAGUUCGUCAUAUAUAUGGAAUAAAUGCAAGUUACUAACGCUAACAAAAAACAUGAGGCUAACUGUUGGCAUAAAUCAUGGUGAUAUUGACAAGACGAAAGAGUUUGCUAAAUGGCUUUUGGAUAUUGGCGAGGGAAAACUUGGUGGUCGCAACGACGGGGAAGCUGUUAUUGAUAUACCUCAAGAACUGUUGAUUACUGAUUCCACUAACCCUAUCGGUAGUCUGAUCAACUUUGUGUAUCCUUAG
This is a messenger RNA of Helianthus annuus (common sunflower), 1782 nucleotides long. RefSeq lists its product as uncharacterized. Gene Ontology annotation, molecular function: DNA helicase activity. The transcript has 3 exons. NCBI's taxonomy places the organism in Eukaryota, Viridiplantae, Streptophyta, Magnoliopsida, Asterales, Asteraceae. Bases 1 to 1782 code for a protein of 593 amino acids. Gene Ontology annotation, biological process: DNA repair; telomere maintenance. The record is from RefSeq and is a predicted model, not a curated record.